Paraglomus occultum is the source of this 201-nucleotide messenger RNA. The record is from the annotation of a GenBank genome assembly. Lineage: Eukaryota; Fungi; Glomeromycota; Glomeromycetes; Paraglomerales; Paraglomeraceae.
AUGGAAACGGUGAUCCUUUACGCACAAAUUGUUGUGGAAGAAGAAUUGUAUCUCUACAACCGAAACGAUCGAAAAUUCUGGUCAUUGUUUCCAAACGAUUUGCAAGAAAUAACUGUAAUCAUACAUAGAGGAUUACAAGAAACAGUUCCACGUGCUCUUGAUUCCGUUGAUUUGGUAGAUUCGCGCGAAAAACGUGGCGAU